AUGAAUACAGUCAACUUCUAUUUCAGUUUAAUAAUCACAAGUUACAUUACUUUAAUCAUUUGUGUCAAAAAUAAUUCCACAAACCCUAGAUCAUUUGAUAAUAACAAUAAGAAGAAAGCUCCGGCCGCACAUAAAUCUCCGGUAUUCGACUGCGAUUGCUUUGAUUAUUACACGAACUACUGGUUCCGGUGGGACACGUCUAUUAACCGAGAGCUAAUUCAUCAAGUAAUUGAAGCUAUUGAAGAAAACUUUACCAGUAGUGAACAGGUUACCUGUCGCGGCCGUAAACCUAACCAGAAGAAAGAGAAGGCGAGUCAUCGGAGGUUCGCCGGAAAAGCUUUAAAUCGUCCGCCAGAGGUUUCGGUUUCGCCUCCGUACGACAUCUCAUUAGUUGAAGAAUGUGCAAAGGAAGAACAUGAGGUAGUGGAGGAGUCGCUGGAGACGGAUGCAACGGCGAGAAGAGGACUUCCGGAAGUGAAAGGGUUGUUUAACUGGCGUUUGUGGGGACUUUGGAGUCCGUGA
Molecule: messenger RNA, 522 nt
Organism: Helianthus annuus (common sunflower)
Lineage: Eukaryota; Viridiplantae; Streptophyta; Magnoliopsida; Asterales; Asteraceae
Exons: 2
Coding region: 1-522 (173 amino acids)
Source: RefSeq, a predicted model, not a curated record